This is a messenger RNA of Corticium candelabrum, 3303 nucleotides long. RefSeq names its product hemicentin-1-like. Gene Ontology annotation, molecular function: axon guidance receptor activity. Gene Ontology annotation, cellular component: axon; plasma membrane; neuronal cell body. NCBI's taxonomy places the organism in Eukaryota, Metazoa, Porifera, Homoscleromorpha, Homosclerophorida, Plakinidae. Gene Ontology annotation, biological process: homophilic cell-cell adhesion; synapse organization. The coding region runs from base 1 to 3303 and encodes 1100 amino acids. The transcript has 21 exons. The record is from RefSeq and is a predicted model, not a curated record.
AUGUGGCAAUGCAGUGAGCAGUGUGGAGUGUACAGCGAGCAGCGUGCAGUGAGCAGUGAGCAGUGUGAAGGUGUGCAGUGUGCAAUUGCAGGGAGCAGUGCUCAGUGCGCAGUGUGCAGUGAGCAAUGUGUGCAAUUAGCAGUGUGCAGUCUGCAGUGUGCAGUAAGCAGUGUGCAUAUGUUCAAGAAAGACAUUCUGCAGAGAGCAAACGUAUUCAAAGUUUUAUGGUUGAAGUGCAAGUAUAGUGCAAGUUUUUCUUGGCCUAUUGUGGACUUUAGUAUGCUGUGUGCAGAGUGCAAUGAGCUGUGUGCAGUGAGCAGUGUGCUGUGUGCUGUGUGCUGUGUGCAUGAGCAUUGCGCAGUGUGCAGAGUGCAGUGUGCUGUGUUCAGUGAGCUGUGUAGCUGUGUGCAGUGUACUGUGACAGCGUACAGUGAGCAUGUGCGUGUGCAUUGUGCAGCGAACAGUGUGCAGUGUGCAGUGAGUAGUGUGCUGUGUGCAGUGUGCAGUGUGCAAUGUGCAGUGAGUAGUGUGCAGUGCGCAGUUGACAGUCAGAUCAAACAUAUAGAGAUGACGUUUAGAACUGCACUUAAUUUCAAUGGGGCUAACGAUAACACCGAAUCGUCUGCAGGAGGAACGACAACAAACGGCACACUUCCAUCUUUGAAUGCAACAACAAGAACUCCUCGUAUCGAUACUAGCAAGACUUCUACGUCAAUUACUCAACAAAAGAAAGUGACGGUCAGAUUCAAUCAGGAAAUAGUCCUUCUCUGCAAAGAUCUAAAAUACAGCACUACAAUGAUAUCUUGGUUUAAACAUCAAGAGAAUUCAACGAGCGAUAUAAAACAUAAACUGGAUAUAAAAAGAUAUCGCUUGGAUGUGACUAGUCAGGGAGGCGGAGGCACUUACAGCUGUCUUGUUACUAACAACUCAUUCAGCGUCAAUAGGAUAUUCGUUGUCCACGCAAGCAUUGCAUUGUUAAGAAAAACAUUAAAUACAACUCGCAUAGUGACUUGCAAUUUGCAAAACAACGUUACUCCUUCUAUCGAGAUAUCACCUUGUUGCCAAAUUGUUAUUGCCAACGAAACAGAAACAAUAAAUAUCAAAUGUUUAGCAGCUGGAUUUCCCACACCAACAGUAACUUGGAUUUUGCCUAACGGCAGCGAAUGGCUAGUUGAAGAUCUCAAGGAGUACAACGAUACCGCUGGUAUUAGUUCACUGGUUGUCACUGCGUAUGAUGGAGGUAACUACAAAUGCAUUGCAAACAACCGCAAUGGAAAUGCUGAACAAACUGUGACUGUAUUUGUUACUCCUUCUAUCGAGAUAUCACCUUGUUGCCAAAUUGUUAUUGCCAACGAAACAGAAACAAUAAAUAUCAAAUGUUUAGCAGCUGGAUUUCCCACACCAACAGUAACUUGGAUUUUGCCUAACGGCAACGAAUGGCUAGUUGAAGAUCUCAAGGAGUACAACGAUACCGCUGGUAUUAGUUCACUGGUUGUUACUGAGUAUGAUGGAGGUAACUACACAUGCAUUGCAAACAACCGCAAUGGAAAUGCUGAACAAACUGUGACUGUAUUUGUCCAACCGCGAAUUUUACCCUUUGAUAAUGAUUCUCUAGUAGUCACAGUAUAUAGUAACGUCAGCUCUGUUCCGUGUACUGCUGUUGGAUUUCCUCCACCUGAUGUGUACUGGUAUCAUGGAGACAAGCAAUUGUCUACACUUGUAUCAUCUCUCCAUAAUGUUGACAGAACUACAAAAAGACGAACUCUUUCUCUUGGAGAAGUAGACUGGUCACACAAAGGAGAGUAUUCUUGUACUGCCAACAAUACAAUAAAGAAGAAUAAAGCAAGUUUUGCCAACAAAUCCAUCUUUCUAAAAUUACUCAGUGACAUUAAAUUUUCCUCAUUCAAUUCAACUGCUGAUGGAUAUGUGGGCGACAAUCUAACGUUAUCAUGUUCGGUCACGGGGAAAAGUGAGCACGAGCUACGCUGGACAACUGAAAAUGUAUCACUAAGCAAUGAAACGAAUUCGACGACUCAAUUUACAAUUAGUAACUUAGAAUUAGACUACGGCAGCAAAAAAUAUGUGUGUGAAGCGCGCACCAUCGCAGAUAACAAAACAAUUUAUUCGAGCGUCCGGAUAAGAGUUUUAAACGAAACCGUAAGGUUUGAUGAUAUUAGCGUGUUUCUUGGCGGUAAGAACACGUUAGAAUGCAUCUUUAUGGGAAAGCCUCAACCGAAGGUGACAAUAGAGACUUCAGGAGAAUUGCAUACUGAUGCAAAAGUAACCGCACUCGACGGAAUGAAAAACAUCUAUAAAGCAGUAAUUCAAAAAAGAAUUAAAUGGAGAGAUGCGGGAAAAGCCUCAUGCAGAAUUUAUUAUGAAAACUCAACCGUCCAAGUAGUUGGACAUGCUACUGUUAACAUUUAUCCUUACAUCACGAGUCAUCCAACCGAAGUUAUUAAAUCCUUCAAUGAUACACAACAAUUUGAGUGCACUGCUGCAGGAUAUCCUCUACCUAAAAUUUAUUGGCAGAAAAAACUAAAUGGACAAGAUUACCAUUUCGUUAGCGAAGUAUUAUUAAUGGCAGCAGAUGUUUCUGAUCACGAGAUAUCUAGCACACUCACAUUGAACAAGUCGAUCUCGUCUGCUGGUGACUAUCGUUGCAUAACGACCUCUUCUGUAACGAAUCCACAAAGCUAUCCAGAAAAUCGGCCAAACGUUUCCAACCCUGUUCAAUACAUUGUAAAAAGUGACGCUCGAAUCAUUUCUAACGAUCCAAUUGUAGCAAGGUCGGGAGAGACGGUAACAAUCACCUGCAACGCCACAGGUUAUCCUCUUCCGCAAAUUCGGUGGUCACAUAAAGAAGAAAGCAAUAUGAUUGAAAGUUCAAGAGAGAAAAAAAGCGAUACAUCUAUAGAAAGCUACCUUGAAAUCCCAAAUGUAACAGUCGAUGACGGAGGAUCAUACUACUGUACAGCCAGCAACAUAGGUGAACAGAGUCAAGCAAACAUUAAUGUUAACGUGAAACCUUCCAUCAACAUACGACCUUGUUGUGAACAUGUUAUCGACAAGGAGAAAAUCAAUGAGAUUAAAUGUUCAGCAACUGGACUACCCACGCCAACAGUUACCUGGAUAUUUCCGAACGGCAGCAGAUGGCCAAACAAUGAAAUUCCUAACUACAAUUCUAGUUCACUGGUUUUCACGGAACAAGACGGAGAACUACAACUAGACACGAUCUUUCCCUUGGAAAAGUCUAUUGGUCACACAAAGGAAAGUAUUUUUGUACUGCCAACAGUACCAUAG